GGGAAGGUUGUCGGCAAUAUUUUGAUAACAAGUGCAUGUGCUUGGCGCGUAUAGCGAGUUUUAAUUUAAUUGUGACUUUCUUAUUUGAUAUCAUGUCUGGAAUUAUUGCAUUUUUAAUAAUAUAUUUGUUAUUUGAAGUAUAUUUAGCACUGCUAGUUUUGUGAAUUAUUACCAGGUAUUUUAUACGGCAGUUGACAGUCAUGGAAGCAGAUGAUAAACCGUUUGCUUGUUCUUUUGCCGGGUGCAAUUUGCGGUUCACAAAUGAAGACCAUCUUACAGUUCAUAAGAAGAAGCAUGACAUGGCUUUGAACUUGGAAAAUGGACAAAAGACUAAUGUGUUUGUUGCGGACCAGACUCCUACACCAACCCGCUUCAUUCGUAACUGUGAAGAAGUUGGCCUGUUUCAAGACUUACAGAAUGUCAAUCCAUUUGAGGAAACUUUCCGCAAAGCUGUUGAAGCUGCAAAGACUGGAGUAGGAUCCUUGCAUGAGGUGGAUUCCUUGAGUGUACCCACAGGAAAUGAUGAUACACUUCACACACCACACGUGUUCCCCCACAUUAUAGAAGAUACAACUUCAAACAGCAGUUCAGUUUACAAGUCUGUGACUGCUUCUUUUAUUUCAUCUACAUCAGUCAUUACUGAAAAUGGAAGAAAGAAGCCAAGUCUAUGCAGUGAUGACAGUACGUCCCAAAGUCCACGACACGAGCUGGAUCCAUUGCUGCAUCCUACGUCGACAACUGAAGAUGGCGAGUGCCACAGAGAGAUAAUUACAGGACACAUACUGAAGGAGAGGAGGGUUGUUGUGGAACUUGGUAGCAGUACAAAGGUUGUGCGGCAGGAAGCAGACACUUCAGAGCACCAGGAGAAAACUUCCAGUCAGAUCAUAACUGACAACACAGGAAGUAAAAGUGGGCUGGGAAUUGGCACUUUGAGCACAGAACCACCAGAAGUAGUAUCAUCACAAACUUUGUCAAGUGCUGGUGGUAACACUGUACAGCUCUUACUGCGAAUGCCUGAUGGUAAACUCCUGCAAUUGUCUGCCCUGCCAGUGGAACAUGUUACGCCUUCAGGAGCAAAUCAACUUGUGCAACCAUCACAGGUGGAAUCACAACCAGGACCAAUGCAGAAUGCAGCAGUGGUACUUACCACCACACGUCCUGCAGCUGUUGCAACAACAGUACCAGUAGUCCGACUAGAAAAAAACAAAUACCCCACCCCUACUGUGAAAACAUCAUCAGCGCCAGUAAAACAACCUGCAGGCCUAUCACUUGCCAAACUUAGACUGAAGCAGACACUUAUAAGCAAUAACCGAACUCAUGCAACCAACAAAGAAUCACCACCAAAACAAUCCUCAGCGAAAGUAUCAGUGCCUAAAGUUAGAAAGACAGUUCCUGAUGUGUGUGGCACAAGUCCUGUUAGUGCAGCACCAGCAAGGAGAGCUUCUUCAUCCAGUGGUGGUGAAGAUCCAGGGAAAAAACGACAGAAGUUCCUGGAGAGAAACAGAGCUGCUGCAAUGAGGUGCCGAGAAAAACGAAAAACAUGGAUUCAAGAACUAGAGAGGAGCUCAGAGGAGAUGUUGACAACGAAUCAGCAGCUGCAGUUAGAAGUAGCAACGUUGCGAAGAGAGGUAGCAGACCUGAAGACUCUCUUACUUGCACAUAAAGACUGUCCCAUUACCCAGGCCAUGACACAAGGAUCCAGUGUUCCAUCACCAUCUGGUUCACAGCCAUUGCAGCCCCAAAUUAUUGCUCUUCCAGUCACAAACAGCAUACUGCCAUCAGCACAUACUACCACAUCUACUUCAUUGCUCCAGCAACAUCUUACAACAGCUCCUCAAGGUCAACUGAUUCUUGUUAAUGGAUCUACUAAUCUGAAAAGAGGCUGCAGUGAGCCUAUUCUUACUCCAAGAAAGAAACUGACAGCUAAUCAAGCAUCACCACUUAUCCGUCAGGCACUUCUCCUCCCUUCAACUCAAGCUGAGAGUAUUCAAGUUAUAAAUAGUGGUGCAGUGAAAACAGUAACAACCAUGAACAAGAAUUCUCAGGGUGGUAGUAUGGCAGUGCAGUCUGGAGUUCUUGUCACAAAUCCAGUCAUAACAACAGGAAAUCAGUUGUCCAUUUCAGCUGUCAUUCAGAACUCAAACUAUCAGCAGACAUUCAUUGUCCCAAAAAUAUGUUUGCCAGCUUCUGUUACACCAGUUGUCACAGAUGUUGACAGAAUCAUUCAAGGGAAUCAAACUCUGAUUACUGAUGCUGGUAUUCAGAGAAAAAUGGGUGAUGUAAGUGAUAAUGAAGUAGGAACCAAUGUGAUAAAAAUUAAUCCAAAUGUAAUGCGGAAAUCAACUGACAGUGUAAUCACAGGAGAUUUAACAGCAGACAUACAUGCAACUAGUGAUCAAGACAGUGACAUUGAAAUUAUUGCUGAAGUUCAGUCGUGUAAUGAUAGUAGGUGAGAAUUAAUUGCCACGAUUUCUUAGCAUAAAGAUUUAUUCAUUACAUUACUGUUUUGUAGUGUAUAUUAUAGACUAUUUAUUAUUUACGUAUGAGAGAGAAAUAUUGGCAUAUUUUUUUACAGUUAGGUUUUAAAAUCUUUAAAUAAUUUUUAUUUAAUAAAAAUGAUAUUUUAUUGUUAA
This is a messenger RNA of Zootermopsis nevadensis, 2633 nucleotides long. It is a transcript of the gene Atf-2, whose product is annotated as Activating transcription factor-2. NCBI's taxonomy places the organism in Eukaryota, Metazoa, Arthropoda, Insecta, Blattodea, Termopsidae. Gene Ontology annotation, biological process: regulation of DNA-templated transcription. Gene Ontology annotation, molecular function: DNA-binding transcription factor activity. The record is from RefSeq and is a predicted model, not a curated record.